ACGUCUUGUUGCAAACGAACUCCCAUGCGCAUGCGCACCUUCUGUCCGUGUGCUCCAUUGUAUGCUCGAUGUUUGUGGUCCUUUCUAAAUACUCUUCACUUCUACCAACUUAUAUCGAUAUCGACGACAACGUUUAAGUUACUGGUCGACCUACACGCGGGUUCAUUCGUCUUUUCAGUCACUGUAGAUAUCACUAAAGAACUCCACUUCCCAUCAGCCCUUUGUUUAUUGUGUAAAGUCAUGAGGUAGCCUCCUUCUUUCUUCUGCACAGUCUGCAGAGCUGCUUCACCUUCAGUCUCUGCUUCAGUUCACUAAUGGGACGAACUUCACUUCAUCUGACACACAGCUCUAACCCGGGGAACCUGGCAUGGAGACUCUGAGUCUGUAACAUCUCGAACUGCUGACAGUCUGCGCCGAGGAUUCACCAUGAUGACUAUGGUUUUUGAGCUGUCGGACACCGUGACACUGCUGUUUGACUUCUGGGAUGUGCGAGGACCUGCAGGCAUGGUGCUGUCAGUGUUCGUGGUCUUCUUGCUGACCGUCUUCUACGAGGUGCUUAAAGUGUGGAGGGUGUGGCUGGGGGUCAGGUAUAAGCUGUCCCAGCACGAGUCCCGGUACGCCUCCUCUCCGUCCUCUCGCUGCGACAACAGCUCCGUACUAGAAAACAGCCCAUCUGAAUCCUCGCUGACCCCCAUAGACUCACACCUGUCUCCUCCAAACAGACACAGCCUGCUGAUGCACAUCACUCAGACAGUCCUGCACAUGAUGCAGGUGUCUCUGGGCUACAUGCUGAUGCUGUGCGUCAUGUCCUACAAUUUCUGGGUCUUCAUCGGCGUCAUCGGGGGCUCUACUCUGGGUUAUUUCAUCUCGUUUCCUCUCCUGGAUCAUAUGUGAUGCACGGACGCUAAAGACAGUAACUGUCCAAAAUACAUUCAGCUGAAUGUGGAAAAUGACGUUUAAGGUCCUAAAUCACUCAGAUCAUCACUCUUUAUCAUCUGCCUUUUUCAGUUUCUGGCUUCAGGACUUGUUCACUGCACAAUAUAUCAGCCAGGCUUAAAACAUUUUGAAAGAAGUUAACCAUUGAGGGGAAGGUGAAUGAUUUCAUGAGCAAUGAGUUGCUGUGUGUUAAAGGGACAAACUCUCUGCCUCAGAGUUCCAGUCUUCUUGAUUUCCUCAAACUGCAAACAUCUCAGUGCAAACCAAAAGCUGAUCAGUGUGACUGUGAAAGGCGAAGCUUCCUUUUCCUCUGACGCUCGUGUAAAUGAUUCACAGCAAAGGUUCAGCCUAACUCAGAAUGGGAAGUCAUCCGUGUGCGUGACCUUUGUUUCUGUACAGGUUUUGUUUCCUGGUUUGAUUGAGCUCUUUAACCACUUCAUAGUUUAUUUAGCUGUAGUGACAUUACAGUGAUACAAACAUUUACACUGCAGCUUAUCCUGCACACUAACAUGCUUUUGACUCCUUAAGAAGUCUCACUUGGUGAGUUGAUUCCUGAGUUUGUUGUUUUUUUUGCUCUAGGAUCUAGAAGCAGACUUAAAUUUAGAGCUGAGAUUAAGAUUAAGUGGUCAUAAGACUUCUGUUUGAGGAACAGAAUCACAUGAUGCUAGCUUAUUCAAGUUUUCUGAUGUGUCAUCUUGGUUCAGUAACUUAUCAGUUUCAUUCUCACAAAAAAUGUCGAGGGACAAUAAGAGCUGAUCAUGUGGUUCUUUAGAAAUCAUUGACAGAACUACAGAGAAAAUACGUUUGAGUGCCUUGCCAACAUUUCAGAUGAGUUUAAUUCUGAAAUUUGCUUUGGUCUAUUUAGAGACAGAGCAUUUCAACAACUGUUUCUGAUGAUGGAGACAUAUUUAAUAUGUGAAAUCACUUGUGGUGGUUUUUUGUUAAAUAUCCAACAUUUAUUCAUGAUGCUUUUCUUUCAUGUCUCGGAGAACUUGUUGAACUAAAUAAAGUUGAUGAAACAGCUUUA
This is a messenger RNA of Notolabrus celidotus (New Zealand spotty), 1963 nucleotides long. RefSeq names its product solute carrier family 31 member 2 (gene slc31a2). Lineage: Eukaryota; Metazoa; Chordata; Actinopteri; Labriformes; Labridae. Gene Ontology annotation, biological process: copper ion transmembrane transport. The record is from RefSeq and is a predicted model, not a curated record. The coding region runs from base 427 to 894 and encodes 155 amino acids. The transcript is spliced from 5 exons. Gene Ontology annotation, cellular component: membrane. Gene Ontology annotation, molecular function: copper ion transmembrane transporter activity.